Molecule: messenger RNA, 1409 nt
Organism: Cyphomyrmex costatus
Lineage: Eukaryota; Metazoa; Arthropoda; Insecta; Hymenoptera; Formicidae
Gene: PhKgamma
Product: phosphorylase kinase gamma
Exons: 9
Coding region: 1-1251 (416 amino acids)
Biological process (GO): protein phosphorylation; glycogen metabolic process
Cellular component (GO): phosphorylase kinase complex
Molecular function (GO): ATP binding; phosphorylase kinase activity; calmodulin binding
Source: RefSeq, a predicted model, not a curated record
AUGGCGAAGGAUGAAGGGGACGAUGUGCUGCCGGACAAGGACGCGGCGAAGGGAUUUUACGCCAAGUACGAGCCCAAAGAGAUCCUAGGAAGAGGAGUAUCUUCCACUGUGAGGCGAUGCAUAGAGAAAGAGACAGGAAUGGAGUAUGCGGCUAAAAUUAUAGACAUCAGCAAUGAGACUAAUGAGGAUGGGCAUACUAUGAAGGAUGCUACGCUACAAGAAGUGCAAAUACUUCGUAGAGUAGCUGGACAUCCAUAUAUCGUUGAAUUGCAUGAUGUUUUUGAAUCUAGUACAUUUAUAUUCUUAAUUUUUGAAUUGUGCAAAAAUGGAGAGUUAUUUGAUUAUCUCACGUCGGUCGUGACACUUUCUGAAAAGAAAACACGUUAUAUCAUGAGACAAGUAUUCGAAGGAGUUCAGCAUGUACAUAAUCAAGGAAUAGUACACAGAGAUUUAAAACCUGAGAAUAUAUUACUCGACGAUAAUUUGAAUGUGAAGAUAACUGACUUUGGAUUUGCCAAAAUAUUGAAAUAUGGAGAAAAAUUAGAAGACCUUUGUGGUACACCUGGCUACCUAGCACCAGAAGUAUUAAAGUGUAAUAUGUUUGAGAAAACAGAUGGUUAUGGAUUUGAAGUCGAUAUAUGGGCUUGUGGCGUGAUUAUGUUUACACUAUUAGUUGGCUGUCCUCCAUUUUGGCAUCGAAAACAAAUGGUUAUGCUUAGGAAUAUAAUGGAGGGCAAAUAUUCAUUCACUUCUCCCGAAUGGGCUGACAUAACAGAAGCUCCAAAAGAUUUAAUAAGGAAGUUGCUAGUUGUUGAUCCCAAGAGAAGAAUUUCUAUAAAAGAUGCGUUAGAACAUUCAUUCUUUCACACUGUCCUAUGGGAUCAAGACAUCGCUCCUCUAAAACGUUCUCUAUCGUCUAACUCGCGACGUCUGAGUAGGAUAUCUCAAUUAGCUUUGGAGUUGAAGGCGAAAUCAUUCAACGCAAGGAAGAGAUUUCAAUUGGCAAUUAUUUGUGUAAGAGCUGUAAUCCGUAUUAAACGACUUCAUAUCACGCCGGAACCGCUUUCGACACACGUAGCUUGUAUCGACCCAUAUAGAAUAAAAAUUCUGCGGAAGGUGAUUGAUGGCUGUGCGUUUCGUGUUUACGGGCACUGGGUAAAGAAGGGAGAGGGCCAGAAUCGUGCGGCACUUUUUGAAAAUACACCAAAGACAGAAUUGAAGCAUCUGUAUGUUAGUAAUUUAAGUAGAUAACUAUUACUGCUUUAGUUAAAUUUACUGAUACCGGAAUCUCGAUGGUCCUAACAAAAUAUGUCUCAUAAAGACAGAUGUAACUGUCUUAGUUUUGCAAAAUAUAAAAUAUUCACGAUAGAAAUUUUUUUCUGAAAUUAAAGUAUAGUGGAUAAAUAGUA